AUGUCCUCGAACAGUACCUCCAGUCCGGGACAUUGGAUCACCGGUAGCUAUACCGGCAACAGCGAUGGAGUGCGCAUCGCAAUCGCGACGUUCAUCGCCGUCGCCUGGUAUAACGUGAUCGAGCUGAUCAACUUGAUCUUUCUGACCUUCAAGCGUUACCAGGGUGGUUAUUUCUGGAGCAUGCUUAUCUCUGCCAUGGGCGUUCUGCCGUACUCUGUCGGUUACCUGAUGAAGUUUUUCGCUCUCACCACCGCCACCUGGCUACCCAUCACUUUGCUAUCCGCAGGCUGGUGGAUGAUGGUGACCGGCCAGUCCUUCGUGCUCUACUCGCGUCUCCAUCUGGUGUUGCGCGACCUGCGGCUCCUGCGUGUGGUGCGCAGCAUGAUCAUCCUGAAUGUCUUCUUCCUGCACGUCCCGACCACCGUGCUGACGUAUCUGGCCAACUUCUCAACUUCACCCACCACCGUACUGGGUUAUGACAUCAUGGAGAAAGUCCAGCUCACCGGCUUCUGCGUGCAGGAGAUCAUCCUGUCGGGUCUCUACAUGUGGGAGACGAACCGCAUGCUGCAGCUGAACCCGGACCGUGCGACGCAGAAGACCAUCCUGCAGCUGUUCGCCGUCAACGCGGUUUGUAUUCUGAUGGACGUAGCCCUCAUGGCCAUCGAGUUCUGCAACUACUACAUCUACCAGACCACCCUCAAGGCAACGAUUUACAGCAUCAAGUUGAAGCUCGAGAUCGCCGUGUUGGGGAAGCUCGUCUUCAUGGCCCACCAGCAUGCCUGGCGCUCACCCUUCGGCGCCGAUCCCGGGCGCACUCCAUCCUUCGUCGAUGCUGCACGAGUCGCUUCCAAUCUCCAUCAUGCCGCUCCUUCGCCUAAGUCGCGCCAGGGCCCAGUGGAUGAUGACCUUCAGAUCUACGUGCGGUGA
Molecule: messenger RNA, 927 nt
Organism: Aspergillus tanneri
Lineage: Eukaryota; Fungi; Ascomycota; Eurotiomycetes; Eurotiales; Aspergillaceae
Exons: 1
Coding region: 1-927 (308 amino acids)
Source: RefSeq, a predicted model, not a curated record